GAGGACGCGUUUAAAAUGGAAAAGUGAAAUUGGCGCUUAACCUGAUGGUUAGCUUUGAGUCUCGAAAAUGUAUCUCAAUGUGGAAAUCAGGGUGCUGUGUUAAUAAUAUACAAUGUAUAACGACGCCAUGAUUUUAUUUAAAAAUAAUUAUAGAUUUGUUUGUUAAAGAAUAAAAGUUUUUGUAAAAAAAUAUCUGUAUUAUGUAAAGCCUUUGCAAUGUCUCGAGAAGGUGCUACACUUCAAACUUACAACAACGAACUCGUGACAUGUAUUGAAGAACUGUGUGCUAAGCGAGAAGAAAUUCAACAACAAAUCUCAGAUGAAGAGAAGAAACGAAAUAAUUUACAACAUGACAUUCAGAUGCUUUCAAACCAGCUGGCUGAGCUGAAUGAGUCACUGUCAGAGAAGAUAGCUGUUCGAGAAGAGUAUGAUAAGCUUAUAAGAGAAACACAAGAUGCCUACAUGAAGAUCCUUAAAAGUUCCCAAGCUCUACUUGGACUAGUAAAGACAGAAAGUUCAAAGCUGUCACAGAAAAACUUCACCGAAAAAGAUGCAAAAGACAGUUAGAAAUAAGUAUGUAAUGUUAAAAGCCUAAUUAACUAUUCAGAGGUUUUCUUUAAAUAUUUUUUUCUGGGAGAGAGAUAUUUGGUAACUCGUAUUCAGCUGUAUUUCCAAAGAGAUGUUUUUACAAGUAUAUCUAAAAUGAUACAGUUAUAAGAACACCUAGCUUUUUCACACUAAAAAUUACCAUCUGAGAAUAAAACCCUUAAAUUUGUAAGCAACUUAACUUGGGAACUGAGAUUGGGGGUAUACUCUACAGAAAGAAAACUCCUGAUUAAUAUUAUAUUUUCAUGUUUUUCUUUUCAAAAGUUUUUUAUUCUAUUUGUGAGAAAAAUGGAAUUGUAUAUUUUUUUCCCCAUGUAUUACAUUUACAGUUUUUGUUUAUUUCUGUGUGUAUAGAUGUAGUUAUUUUAUCCUAAAAAGCAUUAUUAAUAAAAUG
Messenger RNA from Limulus polyphemus (Atlantic horseshoe crab), 1000 nucleotides. RefSeq names its product Sjoegren syndrome nuclear autoantigen 1 homolog. Lineage: Eukaryota; Metazoa; Arthropoda; Merostomata; Xiphosura; Limulidae. The transcript has 3 exons. Gene Ontology annotation, cellular component: centrosome; ciliary basal body. Bases 217 to 567 code for a protein of 116 amino acids. The record is from RefSeq and is a predicted model, not a curated record.